This is a messenger RNA of Dentiscutata erythropus, 138 nucleotides long. NCBI's taxonomy places the organism in Eukaryota, Fungi, Glomeromycota, Glomeromycetes, Diversisporales, Gigasporaceae. The record is from the annotation of a GenBank genome assembly.
AAUGAUAAUUUGAUAUUUGAUGUUCAUUCACGCGUUGCUGGUCUACUUUCUACAUCUUGUGUAUCAUGUAAAGGAAACGUAGGUUGUUCAUUUUUAUUCCGUGGAAUAUUGGAAAAAUUUGCAAAUUGUCCAUUAUAA